GCUGUUUAAACAGUUAUCAUUAUUAUUGGUGUUUAUUAUUAGCGCGUGGAUAAAUUGUCGUCAAUUGUUUUACCAUAUCGCUGAGUGUUCUGUAUUUUCGAAUAUUUUUCGAUUAGUGCUACCGUGUUCAGAAAUACAACUCCUUCUUGAGAACCACCGUUUUUCUGAUUAAAAACAAGCACCGUCAGGGUAAAAUGAGUCGACUGUUCAGUACUAGUUCGGUUCUCGGCGCGAGUGCAAGCAAAAUGGCGAGCAACUUUCGGAAAGUGACCCAUUGCAUCUUCGACAUGGAUGGUUUACUGCUGGACACCGAGAUGCUGUACACGGAGGUAACGCAAUCCAUAGCCGAUCCGUACGGAAAGAUCUACACGUGGGAAAUCAAACAAUCGGUGAUGGGGCUGCAACGGGAACCGGCGGCCAUUGCGAUCGUCGAAGCCCUCGAGCUGCCCAUUACUCCCGAGGAGUACAUUGAGAUUUCCACCGCAAAAAUCAACGAGUUGAUGCCCCACUGCGCAAUGAUGCCAGGUGCCGAACGUCUAAUCCGCCAUCUGCAUCAGAACAACGUUCCGAUCGCGUUGGCCACCAGUUCCAGUGCCGAUUCCUAUGCGGUUAAAACUCAGAACCACCAAGAACUGUUCGAUCUGUUUCACCACAAGGUGACGGGAUCGUCGGAUCCUGAAGUGAAAGAAGGAAAACCUGCCCCGGACAUUUUCCUGGUAGCCGCCUCCAGAUUCCCGAGCAAGCCCAAACCAGAAGAGUGCCUUGUCUUUGAGGAUGCCCCUAACGGCGUGACGGCAGGUGUUUCCGCCGGUAUGCAAGUGGUGAUGGUUCCCGAUCCAAAAAUAACGGAAGAUCAGCGAAAACAUGCGACUUUGGUGCUAAACUCGUUAGAAGAGUUCCAACCGGAACAGUUUGGACUGCCUGCCUUCAAAUAGGACUCUGUUAUCGAAAAUCGAAAUGAUAAUGAUAACGAUAGGAUUACUAGACCAAUCGAUACACUAUGUCCAGCUUGACACGAAGCGAUGUUCUGUCCGUUGCUUAGAGCAGAUUAACUGUCGUUUCUUAUUGUACAAAUGUUUGUGAGAAGAUAGUUUUAAAUAUAUUUUAACGUAAAUCGUC
Malaya genurostris is the source of this 1119-nucleotide messenger RNA. RefSeq names its product probable pseudouridine-5'-phosphatase. The record is from RefSeq and is a predicted model, not a curated record. Gene Ontology annotation, molecular function: phosphatase activity. The transcript has 5 exons. The coding region runs from base 195 to 935 and encodes 246 amino acids. NCBI's taxonomy places the organism in Eukaryota, Metazoa, Arthropoda, Insecta, Diptera, Culicidae.